This is a messenger RNA of Seminavis robusta, 327 nucleotides long. NCBI's taxonomy places the organism in Eukaryota, Bacillariophyta, Bacillariophyceae, Naviculales, Naviculaceae. The record is from the annotation of a GenBank genome assembly.
AUGACAGCCGAAGCAGCUACAGAGGAGGGUUGUCCCGCCAUGUCUCAGUCUCACGAGGGCACUGUCGGUGCUAGAAGAUCGAGGAGAGCUGGUCGAACAACGGCCAGUGAUGCCAAGAACACGAGAAUCGCUCGUUUGAAGAGGUCAUCCACGCUGGAUGGAGAACAGAUGCCACAAAGUUGGAGAAACCGAAAGCUGAGAGAACAGACCAAAACGGCAGCGGAAGAAGGAGAUGCGACAGAAGAACCUGCUGGUGAAGGAGGUUCUCCGGAGGAUUUGUUCAAGACAAAAGGAAGGCCUGCCCUCAAUAGAUCUGUCACCAAUUGA